CGGAAGUGCAUGAACUCGGUCCAAAGAAGCCCGAAGUCUAAAUAAAUAACUUGUCUCACUGUUCAAUUAAGUUGAAUUUAAAUACACAUUCAGGUAGAAUUCGUUCCAUCUGGUAACGGUCAAUUUUAUUCGAUAACUGGUCAAAUCUGCGGGGCAAUUUUUUUUUUUUUUUUUUUUUUUAUUUAAGCUACCGAGGCUUGCAUAGACUUAAACAAUUAAAUAGCAAAAAAAAAAAAAACAAAGGAAAUUUAAACAAAAUUGUCGUUGACAAUGUCAACACUUGAAAUAAUUCGUUCAUCCCAUCCUCAUGCGUAUAAUUGUUAUGACGACUGGGGUCGCCUGUUUUUAUCUUCAGGGCUAAGGUCAAGGACAUAUAUCAAGAUGACGUCUUUCGAGUUUUAUUUCAUGACGCCCUUUGCCCCCUCGUGUCAAAUGUGUUACCUCCUAGAUGAGAUGCACUUUAGGUAAGUGGGGGUGGGGGGGUGCGGUUACCAAUGAUGGUAUGAAAGGGCGAAUGGCCAAUGACUGUUUGGAAGGGCGGGAUAGCAAUGAUUGGUACAGAACAGUAUGAUAUCAAUGAUGGUAUGGAAGGGCGAGAUAACAACGAUAUUAUGGAAGGGUGAGACAACAACAAUGGUCUAGAAGGGUGAGAUAUCAAUGUUGGUAUAGAAGGGCGAGAUAACAACGAUAGUAUGGAAGGGCGAGAUAAAAAUGGUGGUAUAGAAGAUACAUACUUAAUUUAUGGUGUGUGAACAAGUCCAUUGUUCAAACGUUUACUAGUUUUGAGAUAUGGGUGAGCUGUAUAUAGAGAUGAUCACCUCCCAACAUGAGAUGAUCAUACUCCAACAUGAGAUGAUCAUAUCCCAACAUGAGAUGAUCAUAUCCCAACAUGAGAUGAUCAUAUCCCAAAAUGGGAGAUCAUAUCCCAACAUGAGCUGAUCACAUCCCAACAUGAGAUGAUCGCAUCCCAACAUGAGAUGAUCAAAUCUCAACAUGAGAUGAUCAUAGCCCAACAUGAGAUGAUCACUUCCCAACAUGAGAUGAUCACAUCCCAACAUGAGAUGAUCACAUCCCAACAUGAGAUGAUCACAUCCCAACAUGAGAUGAUCACAUCCCAACAUGAGAGGAUCAUUCCCAACAUGAGAUGAUCGCAUCCCAACAUGAGAUGAUCACAUCCCAACAUGAGAUGAUCAUAGCCCAACAUGAGAUGAUCAUAUCCCAACAUGAGAUGAUCACAUCCCAACAUGAGAUGAUCACAUCCCAACAUGAGAUGAUCACAUCCCAACAUGAGAUGAUCACAACCCAACUUGAGAUGAUCACUUCCCAACAUGAGAUAAUCACAUCCCAACACGGCUAAUAAAGCUUCUGCUGCAUAACUAAGACUCAAACCGUGAUGUCAGUGCUUUGAACAUUUGAUUCCUCGAAUGGACAACACAUAGACAUUCUGUCAUAUAUAGAUAUAAUAUCUGCCUAACUAAGCCUAACUUUCCAUAUGUUUGUAGCACAUACACCAGACACUCAAUCCUUUUCGUUGCUCACGCAGACUGGCCCUCAAGUAUCCUGACGACCCACUCUGUGAUGGCAAAGAUUUUGUGGUAGAAAUUUGGACGGACCUUUACCACAAGGUAGAUGGAUCAGGUUUAAGUUACAGACAUCAAGGUAGAAGGAUCAGACUUAAGUUACAGACAUCAAGGUAGAAGGAUCAGGCUUAAGUUACAGACAUCAAGGUAGAAGGAUCAGACUUAAGUUACAGACAUCAAGGUAGAAGGAUCAGACUUAAGUUACAGACAUCAAGGUAGAAGGAUCAGGCUUAAGUCACAGACAUCGCCACUUUAACAAGUAGAACCUUUUGUCCACUUGUGCAGAGUCUAUAUGAAAUAAAAUAAUUCAUACAAAAUUACAUAGCUCAUAUAAAAUUACACAGUUCAUAUAAAAUUACAUAGCUCAUUUGAUAUUACACAGUUCAUUUAAUAUUACAUAGUUCAUACAAAAUAGCAUAGCUCAUAUACAAUUACAUAAAGCUCAUAUAAAAUAAUAUAGUUGGUAUAAAUGAACAUAGUUCAUAUAAAAUAAAAUAAUUCAUAUAAAAUUACAAUGUGCAUAACAUAACAUUUUCCAUACAAAAGAACAUUGUUUAUAAAAAAAACACAUUUCAUAAAAAAUAACAUAGCUCAUAUAGAAUUACACAGUUCAUUUUAAUAUAACAUAGUUCAUAAACAAUGACAUAUUUCUUUUAAAGAUAACAUAGUUCAUAUAAAAUGACAUAUUUCAUUAUGAAAAUAACAUAGUUCAUAUAAAAUGACAUAUUUCAUAUGAAAAUAACAUAGUUCAUAUAAAAUGACAUAUUUUAUGUCAUGAUAACAUAGUUCAUAUAAAAUGACAUAUUUUAUAUGUCAUGAUAACAUAGUUCAUAUAAAAUGACAUAUUUCAUAUGAAAAUAACAUAGUUCAUAUAAAAUGACAUAUUUCAUAUGAAAAUAACAUAGUUCAUAAACAAUGACAUAUUUCAUAUAAAGAUAACAUAGUUCAUAUAAAAUGACAUAUUUCAUUAUGAAAAUAACAUAGUUCAUAUAAAAUGACAUAUUUCAUAUGAAAAUAACAUAGUUCAUAUAAAAUGACAUAUUUUAUGUCAUGAUAACAUAGUUCAUAUAAAAUGACAUAUUUUAUAUGUCAUGAUAACAUAGUUCAUAUAAAAUGACAUAUUUCAUAUGAAAAUAACAUAGUUCAUAUAAAAUGACAUAUUUCAUAUGAAAAUAACAUAGUUCAUAAACAAUGACAUAUUUCAUAUAAAGAUAACAUAGUUCAUAUAAAAUGACAUAUUUCAUAUGAAAAUAACAUAGUUCAUAAACAAUGACAUAUUUCAAAUAAAGAUAACAUAGUUCAUAUAAAAUGACAUAUUUUAUAUGUCAUGAUAACUUAGUUGAUAUAAAAUGACAUAUUUCAUAUGAAAAUAACAUAGUUCAUAUAAAAUGACAUAUUUUAUAUGUCAUGAUAACAUAGUUCAUAUAAAUAAAUAAUGCUUCAUAUAAUCUUCCCUAGGAAAACAACGAGGGUGAGUGGCAUGGCGUCCCGAUGAACUUCAUCUCCACAGAACGAUUGGUCGAUACGAAAUCACGUGUGUCCUAUUACGGCGCUGACCUGAUCAUCACGUGCGUGGGGUGCUACUCGUUCACAUACAGGGCGCGCCACAAGACGGAGGAGGAGUUCACGUGGGCGGAGUGGAUCGGGAUCAAUGGGCGUCUUGAGGUCAUUUGUUACGUCAUCGAAAGAUGGACCUGGUGUCACUUUUGGUGGUUUAAUAAACGUUAUGUGUGCGUGUAUGUUACGGGCUCACUUUUGGGAGUUCGCCCCGAGAGGCAUGCAGUCUUUUCAGCACUGGCAUGGAUGAUGGAUAGUGUAUUUUUUUGCCAAUUAAUUGCCAGAUUUUCGAUUCCAUUGUCGGAUUACGUGUCAUUCUUAGACUUUCAAAAUUUUUGACAUAACCUUUCCCACACACCAUCCUGAGAUCUAUACUCACGGAUGUCAUCUGUUAAGCAUUACUGACCAAUCAUCACCGAGCCAUCUUUACGGGUAUCAACACUUGCGACCACAGGGAAAACAGAAUGUACCAAACAUGUGGUUUACAAAAACUGUAGCAUCUGUUUUAAACCUAUUCAAGAUAGUGAUGUCCCUUCCAUAGUGUCUGUUUUAAAUCUAUUCAAGAUAGUGAUGUCCCUUCCAUAGUGUCUGUUUUUUAAACCUAUUCAAGAUAGUGAUGUCCCUUCCAUAGUGUCUGUUUUAAACCUAUUCAAGAUAGUGAUGUCCCUUCCAUAGUGUCUGUUUUAAACCUAUUCAAGAUAGUGAUGUCCCUCCCAUAGUGUCUGUUUUUUAAACCUAUUCAAGAUAGUGAUGUCCCUUCCAUAGUGUCUGUUUUAAACCUAUUCAAGAUAGUGAUGUCCCUUCUAUAGUGUCUGUUUUAAACCUAUUCAAGAUAGUGAUUUCCCUUCCAUAGUGUCUGAUUUAAACUUAUUCAAGAUAGUGAUGCCCCUUCUAUAGUGUCUGUUUUAAACCUAUUCAAGAUUGUGAUGUCCUUCUAAAAAAAUUGACCCAACAUCUCUCUGCUCACUGUUUGACUUCACUGCUUACUACUAUUAUAGCUUCAUACGCGUACGUGAUAUCCAAUGCUCCUGACCAAACGAUUGUUUGAGAUAAACAAAGUCAAGACCUCAACCUAGACUUAUAGCCUUAUAGUCUUAUAUAGUCUUAUAGCCUUAUAGCCUUAUAGCAUCAUAGUCUCAUAGCCUUAUAGUCUCAUAGCCUUAUAGCCUUAUAGUCGUAUAUAGCCUUAUAGUCUUAUAGCCUUAUAGUCUUAUAGCCUCAUAACCUUAUAGCCUUAUAGCCAUAUAGUCUUAUAGUCUCAUAGCCUUAUAGCCUUAUAGCCCUAUCUUAUAGCCUCAUGGUAUUAUAGCCUUAUAGUAUUAUAGCCUUAUAGCCUUAUAGUAUAAUAGCCUUAUAGCCUUAUAGUCUUAUAACCUCAUAGUAUUUAAGCCGUAUAGUCUUAUAGUCUUAUAGCCUUAUAACCUUAAUGCCUUAUAGCCUUAUAGCCUUAUAGUAUUAUAGCCUUAUAUCCUUAUACCCUUAUAGUCUUAUAGCCUUAUAGCCUUAUUGUCUUAUAGCCUUAUAGCCUUAUAACCUUAUAGUCUUAUAGCCUUUUAGCCUUAUAGCCUUAUAGUCUUAUAGCCUUAUAGCCUUAUAGUCUUAUAGCCUCAUAGCCUUAUAGUCUUAUAUAGUCUUAUAGCCUUAUAGCCUUAUAGUCUUAUAGCCUUAUAGUCUUAUAGUCUUAUAACCUUAUAGUCUUACAGCGUUAUAGUCUUAUAGUCUUAUAGACUUAUAGCCUUAUAGCCUUAUAGUCUUAUAGCCUUGUAGCCUUAUAGACUUAUAGUCUUUAAGUGUUAUAGCCUUAUAGUCUUAUAGCCUUAUAGUCUUAUAGCCUCAUAGCCUUAUAGUCCUAUAGCCUUAUAGUCUUAUAGCCUUAUAGCCUUAUAGCCUUAUAGACUUUUAGUUUUUUAGCCUUAUUGUCUUAUAGCCUUAUAGCCUUAAAGCCUUAUAGCCUUAUAGUCUUAUAGUCUUAUAGCCUUAUAGCCUGAUAGUCUUAUAGCCUUAUAGCCAUAUAGUCUUAUAGCCUUAUAGCCUUAUAGCCUUAUAGCCUUAUAACCUUAUAGCCUCAUAGCCUUAUAGCCAUAUAGCCUUAUAGUCUUAUAGCCUUAUAGCCUUAUAGCCUUAUAGUCUUAUAGCGUUAUAGCCUUAUAGCCUUAUAGCCUUAUGGUCUUAUAGUCUUAUAGCCUUAUAGUCGUAUAACCUUAUUGCCUUUUGGUCUUAUAGUCGUAUAGCCUUAUAGCCUUAUAGUCUUAUAGCCUUAUAGCCUUAUAGCCAUAUAGCCUUAUAUCCUUAUAGCCUUAUAGUCUUAUAGCCUUAUAGCCUUAUAGACUUAUAGCCUUAUAGCCUUAUAGCCUUAUAGUCUUAUAGCCUUAUAGUCUUAUAGCCUUAUAGCCUUAUAGUCUUACAACCUUAUAGACUUAUUGUUUUAUAGCCUUAUAGUCUUGUCUACUUCCAGGUACGACGUCAGACAGAUCACCUGACAACUUACAUACAGGAGCCUAUUACAAUCAAGGUGAGUUCAUAACUUUUUCAUCGGGGCCUAUGUCAUAGUUAAAUAAGUGGCUAGUAGCAUGAGUCAGGACAUGAAAGGCCAGUAGCAUGAGUCAGGACAUGAGUGGCCAGUAGCAUGAGUCAGGACAUGAGUGGCCAGUAGCAUGAGUCGCGAGAUGCAUGGGUCAGGGCAUGAGUGGCGACUAGCAUGAGUCAGGACAUGAGUGGCCAGCAGCAUGAGUCAGGACAUGAGUGGCCAGUAGCAUGAGUCAGGACAUGAGUGGCCAGUAGCAUGAGUCGGGACAUGAGUGGCCAGUAGCAUGAGUCGGGACAUGAGUGGCCAGUAGCAUGAGUCGGGACAUGAGUGGCCAGUAGCAUGAGUCGGGACAUGAGUGGCCAGUAGCAUGAGUCAGGACAUGAGUGGCCAGUAGCAUGAGUCGGGACAUGAGUGGUCAGUAGCAUGAGUCAGGACAUGAGUGGCCAGUAGCAUGAGUCGGGACAUGAGUGGCCAGUAGCAUGAGUCAGGACAUGAGUGGUCAGUAGAAUGAGUCGAGACAUGAGUGGCCAGUAGCAUGAGUCAGGACAUGAGUGGCCAGUAGCAUGAGCAUGUCAGGGCGAUUACAUACAUUACAGGGUUUUGACAUACGACUGGGUAAGGACAUCAGGUCAUACGACUUAUUUAGGAUAUCGGGACAUACUACUGGGUUAGGACAUCAGGACAUACGACUUAUUUAGAACAUCAGUACAUACGACUUAUUUAGGAUAUCGGGACUUAAAACUUAUUUAGGAAAUCAGGACAUACGACUUAUUUAGGACAGCGGGCCAUACUACUGGGUUAGGACACAAGAACAUACACAAUUGGGUUAGGACAUAGGGAAACACUGAUAGGUUAGGACAUAGGGCCAUACUGUUGGGUUAGGACAUUAGGACAUACGACUGGUUUAGAACCACAUGACAUAAAUAUGAAUUAGGGCAUAGUAACACUCAGCUAGUUUGGGACGUCGGGCCAUGCUAUGAGGUUAAGACAUCAGGACAUACUGCUAGGUAAGGACAUUGGACUUCUGCUGGAUCAGGACAACAGGCCGUAAAUGCUUGGGUAGGACUUAAGGACAUACUGAUACAUGUAAAAUUUAGCCAUAUAUAUUCUGAGACAUCAGACGAAGGCGUAGCACGGACAGUGAUAAAGGUUAAGCUAACUCCUUGUAAACCCUGACUAUCUACACCAGCGGUUCUCAACCUGUGGGUCGCGGGUCGCCUAAGAUCAACUGAAAACACAAACGCUCUACAGUUAAAAAGGAAAAACGAAAAUUUUUUGUGGCCGGGGGUCGCCACAACAGGGUGAGCUCUAUUAAAGGGUCGCGGCAUUAGGAAAGUUGAGAACCACUGAUCUACACGGUGCCCAACACUGAAUAUCUACACGGUGUCCAACACUGACUAUCUACACGGUGUCCAACACUGAAUAUUUACACUGUGUCCAACACUGAAUAUCUACACGGUGUCCAACACUGAAUAUUUACACGGUGUCCAACACUGAAUAUCUACACUGUGUCCAACACUGAAUAUCUACACUGUGUCCAACACUGAAUAUCUACACUGUGUCCAGAAAAAAAAACUGUAACCCUUUCGAAAAUGCUUGGCCGUGGAGAGCAUGUGUUGAAGCUAAUGGUGGACACUUAGGACACAUACUAUUGUUUAAUAAAAACAAUUGAACAUUAUGUUAGGAUUAAAAUAAGUUUUGGAAUUUAUACAAUAUUUACCAUUAGUUUUCAUCUUCAUAAAAAUGGCUUCCUUGUUUCCGGACACAGUGUGUACAGGCGAUCAUUUAGACCAGGCCCGUACAACUCAAAAUGUAAGGCGGGCCGUAAUACUUUAUGAAAAAAAUUAGACAGGCCGUAAUACUUUAUGAAAAAAAUUAGACAGGCCGUAAUACUUUAUGAAAAAAAUGUUCAGGCCGUAAUACGUUAUGAAAACGUCUGCGGGCCGAAAGAUAAUAUGACAGGGGAAAAACUAUUAAGAAAAAAAAUAAUAAUAAAGAAUAUAUCGUUACUUCGUGGGCCGCCAAGUGGGUGCUGGCGGGCCACAUGCAGCCCCAUUGGCCGUAUGUUGUGCAGGACUGAUUUAGACCAUUAAAAAAAACAAAAAAACGUGUCUCGAGUACUCCUAAACUGUGCCUAACCAUUGCCUAACAUUUUCCUUCCCAGAUCACUCACAACAUCUACAUCGGCAACUACUCAGCCGCCACUGAGGCUCACCUCAACGGCUUCGACGCCCUCCUCAAUGUCUCGGACGACGCCCCUGUAUACGCCAAACAGCUGUCACGGCCAAUCAUUCUCAAGAAACUGCCCAUUUCUUUUGGUGUGGAUAAUGUCAUAAGGUCAGAGCGGGUUUGGAUGUCCUGUUAUUGUGUACGAUAUGUACGGCUUAAGUGCGCUAUGCCAGCGUUUACCUGACUUGACUUACAGCUUGGUGGACCGGUUACUUGACUUAUAGCUUGGUGGACCGGUGACUUUACUUAUAGCUUGGUGGACCAGUGAAUUUACUCUAGCUUGGUGGACCGGUGAAUUCACUUAAAGCUUGAUGGACCGGUGAAUUUACUUAUAGCUUGGUGGACCAGUGGCUUUACUUAUAGGUUGGUUGACCGGUGGCUUUACUUAAAGCUUGGUGGACCUGUGAAUUUACUUAAAGCUUGGUGGACCGGUGAAUUUACUUAUAGCUUGGUGGACCGGUGGCUUUACUUAAAGCUUGGUGGACCGGUGAAUUUACUUAUAGCUUGUUGACUGAUGGCUUUACUUAAAGCUUGGUGGACUGGUGGCUUUACUUAUAGCUUGGUGGACCGGUGACUUUACUUAUAGCUUGGUGGACUGGUGGCUUUACUUAUAGCUUUGUGGACUGGUGGCUUUACCUAUAGCUUGGUGGACUGGUGGCUUUACCUAUAGCUUGUUGACUGAUGGCUUUACUUAAAGCUUGGUGGACUGGUGGCUUUACUUAUAGCUUGGUGGACUGGUAGCUUUACCUAUAGCUUGGUGGACCGGUGACUUUACUUAUUGCUUGGUGGACCGGUGACUUUACUUAUAGCUUGGUGGACUGGUGGCUUUACUUAUUGCUUGGUGGACCGGUGACUUUACUUAUAGCUUGGUGGACCGGUUGCUUUACUUAUAGGUUGUGGACUGGUGGCUUUACUUAUCGCUUGGUGGACCGGUUGCUUUACUUAUAGGUUGUGGACUGGUGGCUUUACUUAUCGCUUGGUGGACCGGUUGAUAAAGAUCGAUUUUGCAUCAGGGAUCGGUACCAAAUUAAUUUUAUUUUUUUUAAAUUGUGUUAUAAGAUUAUAAAUAUUCCUUUUGUGCACAACGACAACGCAACUCUGACGGACCGAUGCCUGCCCACGGGCCACCAUUUGGGAAAAGCUGUUCUAUUCCACAAAUUGUUACAGUGUGUUAACUGUCAUAAGCUUAGCGAGUGUAUCAUGUCAUUAGAUGUAUGGCAGACGAUACUUACCCAUUGAAACGCUGUUUUCAUAUAUGGUCUGCGUGUCCUCCUUUAUCAUCAACUUUUGCAUUAAAGCCACACGUCAUAUGAUCUGUGUAUUCAGAUAGUUAAAGACACACGUCAUUUGAUCUGUGUAUUCAGAUAGAUAAAGACGCUCGUCAUAUUAUCUAUGUAUACAGAUAGUUAGAGACACACGUCAUAUGAUGUGUGUGUUCAGAUAGUUAAAGACACACGCCAUAUGUUGUGUGUUUUCAGAUAGUUAAAGACACACGUCAUAUGAUGUGGGUUUUCAUAUAAUAGUAGCGUGAAGACACAUUGAAGAUAACACUCUCCAUUGAUUGGCUACUCCCCCGCAGUGAGACCAGUUUACUAGAGGCAGUCUUCUGGCUGAGGGCGAUGAGUGACCUCUGCACCAAGAUCAUGGUGGCCAGUCGCGAUGGACAUGGCAGAGCCGGAUCGAUCCUAAUAGCCUUCAUCUUCGCCAUGAAUCCCAACCUGACCUUCGAGGAGGCCUACAAGUUUGUCAACGACCGCCAUUUUGUCUACCCCCAUAAAGGUCUUCAGGAUGCUCUGACGCGUCUUUAUCUCCGAGAAUAAAAGUAGUGCCAUCAUUCUCUCCCUUACAUUGCUUGUGUUUGCACUGUUGUCCCCCUCGAUACAUCAUUCCCCAAUGUUAUCUGCCCCCCCCCCCUCUAAACCACAAAAGCACAGAGGUCGUAAUGAUGAAGAAUACGAUCAGAGUGUUUCUCCUUAGGAUUCAUUCCCAUUGUAAGGUCAUUCGAAACGUCCUUUUAGAUCACAUGAGGACCUUUUGGUGGUUCAUAUUCGAGUCUGAGUUCCUGGUGUAACCCCUUCCCCCUAUGUAUUUCGGGUUCCACCAAUUCCAUCUAUGACAACCUGGUCAGACCACGCCUAACCACGAUGGGCUGGGUCCAACCUUCCACUCUCUGAAUUCUUGGUCCCACCUUUUCGCACUCUGUAGUCUUGGUCCCAACUUUUCCUUAUGUGAGCUCCAGGUCCCAACUCUUACUUAUGUGAGUUCCUGGUCCCAACUCUGCCUUAUGUGAGUUCCUGGUCCCAACUCUUACUUAUGUGAGCUCCAGGUCCCAACUCUGCCUUAUGUGAGUUCCUGGUUCCAACUCUGCCUUAUGUGAGUUCCUGGUCCCAACUCUUACUUAUGUGAGCUCCAGGUCCCAACUCUUACUUAUGUGAGCUCCAGGUCCCAACUCUGCCUUAUGUGAGUUCCUGGUCCCAACUCUGCCUUAUGUGAGCUCCAGGUCCCAACUCUGCCUUAUGUGAGCUCCUGUCCCAACUCUUACUUAUGUGAGCUCCUGGUUCCAACUCUGCCUUAUGUGAGCUCCUGGUCCCAACUGUUACUUAUGUGAGCUCCAGAUCCCAACUCUUACUUAUGGGAGCUCCUGGUUCCAACUCUGCCUUAUGUGAGCUCCUGGUCCCAACUCUUCCUAAUGUGAGUCCCAAGACUUCCCUUUUUGAGACCCACGCAUGUGAAAAUGUUAACACAAUUAAUGAUAACACAAACCCCUCUAAGCAAUGGAUUGAUAAAAUCUUUGACUUAUCCUGACUGCUAUUUCCCGACGUCCUUGUAGUAUUUUUAUCCACCGAUACUCAAGUACCUGAUAUUUUUAUCCACUACAAUCCAUUUACCCUGUAUUUUAUAUCCACUCAAAAACAUUGACCUCUUUUUUAUAUAUCCACUGAUAUC
Messenger RNA from Lymnaea stagnalis (great pond snail), 10839 nucleotides. The record is from the annotation of a GenBank genome assembly. NCBI's taxonomy places the organism in Eukaryota, Metazoa, Mollusca, Gastropoda, Lymnaeidae.